AUGUCAAGCGGCUCGAACGUGACAGGGAACAUCAGCAGCCCCGGAGAUGGGAGCGACUAUUACACCCUCACUCAGAUAAUCAUCAUCGCCAUCGUUACGGCCAUCCUUAGCGUGACCACAGUCAUCGGCAACAUCAUGGUCAUGAUCUCCUUCAAGAUCGACAAGCAGCUCCAGACCAUAUCCAACUAUUUCCUAUUCAGGUAA
Nezara viridula (southern green stink bug) is the source of this 204-nucleotide messenger RNA. Lineage: Eukaryota; Metazoa; Arthropoda; Insecta; Hemiptera; Pentatomidae. The record is from the annotation of a GenBank genome assembly.